Molecule: messenger RNA, 2103 nt
Organism: Juglans regia (Persian walnut)
Lineage: Eukaryota; Viridiplantae; Streptophyta; Magnoliopsida; Fagales; Juglandaceae
Exons: 4
Coding region: 1-2103 (700 amino acids)
Molecular function (GO): nucleic acid binding; zinc ion binding
Source: RefSeq, a predicted model, not a curated record
AUGUUAGGGGAGAUGAGGCGUAUGUUGAGGGCUGAAUUAGAACCUAUUCACGAAAGGUUGGACAGGGUAGAAGCAGAAACUCCUAGCGGCCAACAACAUGACAUCCACAAUAGGCAGCAUGGUGUGCGUGGUCCGUGGCGGAAUGUUGAUGGAGAGCCGGAGUCGGAGGUGUUUGAUGAGCAAUAUUUGAACCGAGGCAGGAUUGAGCGUGGGUAUAGAAAUAGAGAAGCUAGGAUGGGUAGGGCUAGGAGGGAUAACGAUUUAGGAAAUAUAAAGAUUAAAAUCCCAUCUUUUCAAGGUAAAAAUGAUCCCGAAGUUUAUUUGGAGUGGGAAACUAAAAUGGAGAUGGUUUUUGAUUGUCACAACUACUCAGAGAUAAAGAAGGUUAAGUUGGCUGCAAUUGAAUUUACGAAUUAUGCCAUUGUGUGGUGGGAUCAAUUACUGAUUAAUAGGAGGAGGAAUAGAGAGCGACCUGUGGACACUUGGGAGGAAAUGAAAAUGCUUAUGAGGAAGCGUUUUGUACCCAGCCACUAUUAUAGGGGAUUGUAUCAAAAAUUACAGAGGUUAAUUCAAGGAUCUAAAAGUGUGGAUGAGUAUUACAAAGAGAUGGAGGUAGCUAUGAUCUGGGCUAAUGUAGAAGAGGACCGGGAAGCCACCAUGGCUAGGUUUUUGCAUGGUUUAAAUCGUGAGAUUGCGGAUAUAGUCGAGAUGCAGCACUAUGUUGAGUUGACAGAUAUGGUGCAUCAAGCCAUAAAGGUGGAGGAACAAUUCAAACGAAAGGGAUUGGCUAGGAGGGGACUGCCUAUGGCUACAACCAGCUCGUGGAAGACAACUCCAAAAAGGGAUGAGCAGCAACAAAAUAAGCCAAAAUUUGAAUCCUCUAAGAAUGCCAACUUAAAGACCGCCACUACUUCAGGUACAAUCGAGACUUCAAGUUCUAAAACACGUGAUAUUAAAUGUUUUAAAUGUCAGGGGCGCGGACAUAUAGCCAGCCAGUGUGUAAACAAGAGGGUGAUGGUGAUAAAUGUCCAAGGAGAGCUUGAGUCAGAAAAUGAGGAAGAAGUAGAUAAUGAUGAUAUGCCAUCUAUGGAGGAUGCUGACGAUGAGCAAAAUGCUGUGGUUGGAGAUUUAUUGGUUGCAAGGCGAGUUCUCAAUGUGCAGGUUAAGGAGGAAGAAAGUAACCAAAGGGAGAACUUGUUUCAUACUCGGUGCUUUGUAAAUAACAAAUGGUUGAAUGAAUGUGGGGAAAUCAAGGUGACAAGACAAGUGUUGGUGGCAUUAUCCAUUGGCAAAUAUGAGGAUGAGGUGCUUUGUGAUGUGGUUCCUAUGCACGCAUGCCAUUUACUAUUGGGAAGACCAUGGCAGUAUGAUCUGAGGGUUACGCAUGAUGGAUUCACAAAUAAGUAUUCCUUCACUCUUAAUAGGCAACCUAUUACUCUUGUGCCAUUAACUCCAAAACAGGAGUUUGAAGAUGUCCUUUCUGAAGAGGUACCUUAUGGUUUACCUCCAAUCCGAGGGAUUGAACAUCAAAUUAAUUUCAUACCUGGUGCAUCAAUUCCAAACCGACCUGCUUAUAGGAGUAAUCCCGAGGAGACCAAGGAACUUCAGAGGCAAAGAGGAAUUGAGGUGGAUGAGGAAAAGGUGAAGGCAAUCCAAGAGUGGUCAACGCCUACAACAGUGAGCCAAGUGAGGAGUUUCCACGGCUUAGCUAGCUUCUAUAGACGGUUUGUGCGUGAUUUUAGUAGCUUAGCCGCCCCUCUUACUGAAGUCAUCAAGAAAAAUGUGCCGUUUAAGUGGGGAAAAGAACAAGAAAAGGCAUUUAGUCUGAUCAAAGAAAAGUUAACUAAUGCACCUUUGCUUGUUUUACCUAACUUUGCUAAAACUUUUGAAAUUGAGUGUGAUGCUUCAGGCAUAGGUAUUAGAGCUGUUUUGAUGCAAGAAGGCCGUCCAAUUGCUUAUUUCAGUGAAAAGUUGAGUGGGGCAGCCCUAAAUUACCCUACUUAUGAUAAGGAGAUGUAUGCCUUGGUGAGGGCUUUGGAAAAUUGGCAACACUAUCUAUGGCCAAAGGAGUUUGUGAUUCACACAGAUCAUGAUUCGGGCUAA